Messenger RNA from Myotis myotis, 9803 nucleotides. RefSeq names its product WIZ zinc finger (gene WIZ). NCBI's taxonomy places the organism in Eukaryota, Metazoa, Chordata, Mammalia, Chiroptera, Vespertilionidae. The coding region runs from base 199 to 5856 and encodes 1885 amino acids. Gene Ontology annotation, biological process: regulation of transcription by RNA polymerase II. Gene Ontology annotation, molecular function: RNA polymerase II cis-regulatory region sequence-specific DNA binding; DNA-binding transcription factor activity, RNA polymerase II-specific. The transcript has 14 exons. The record is from RefSeq and is a predicted model, not a curated record. Gene Ontology annotation, cellular component: nucleus.
GGGACAAUGUCCCCUGAGCGGUGGAGGCAGCGGUGGCUGCGGAGGCCGCGGCACCGGCGCCGGUAACGGCAGCGACGGCCGCACCAAAGAGGGGAGCUCCGAGCCCGGCGCCUGGCCGGCGGCGCCGCCUCCCCGAUCUACAAUGCCUUGCUGAGCCAGCCCAGCAGCUGAGUGCUUGGAGCCAAGCAGAGAGCAUCCAUGGAUGGACCCCUGGUGGGCGGCCUGGCUGCCCCAGACCGUCCUCGAGGCCCUGAGAGACUGCCCGGCCCAGCACCGAGAGAGGACAUUGAGGGUGGGGCUGAGGCAGCUGAAGGGGAUGGUGGCAUCUUCCGGUCCACCCAUUACCUGCCGGUCACCAAGGAGGGCCCCCGAGACAUUCUGGAUGGCAGAGGUGGCAUUUCUGACGGGCAGCCCCAUCCCGGCCUCAACGAAGCCCUCCCCCGUGCCACCUCCGCCACCCAUCGGAUCAGCAGCUGCUGCUGGGAUGGAGGCAGCCUGGACUUCCGGCCAGGUUCCCCACCACCCCAUCUCCUGGGCCACUUCUCUGGCCUCCCCGGUGGCCGGGGGCCCUGGGAGCACCCCCUGGUCCAGGAAGCUGGGGAGGGCAUCCCAUCUGAGCAGAGGUUCGAGGACUCGGUCAUUGUGAGAACUGUGAAGCCCCACGCUGAGCUUGAGGGCUCUAGAAGGUUCUUGUACCAUCAGGGUGAACCGAAGCUCUUGGAGAAGUCCCCCCAGGGCCGCUCCAGGUUCAACUGGCUCCAAGACGCAGAUGAGCAGUCCCCACCCCAGAAUUCAGGGCUGCCCCUGGACCUGCUGCCCCCACCGCCACCUCUCACCUCCUUCAGGACAGUGCUGGUGCCUGGAGAGGGCACCACGAAGAACUUGGAUGUGGAGGUAGGAGCCAGAGAGCACUUGACAGACCUGGAGGGGCUGGCCCAGUCUACUUCGGAGUGGUGUCUGCCUCGGUCAGCCACAGAAGUGGCCACUCAGACCUGGACGGUGAACUCGGAGGCAUCUGUGGAGCGACUGCAGCCACUGCUGCCCCCCGUCCGGACCGGUCCUUACCUGUGUGAGCUGCUGCAGGAGGUGGCUGAGGAGGUGGCCAGCCCAGAUGAGGAUGAGGACGAGGACCCGGCUGUAUUCCCGUGCGUGGAGUGUAGCAUCUACUUCAAGCAGAAGGAGCACCUUCUGGAGCACAUGAGCCAGCAUCGCCGAGCCCCAGGCCAGGAGCCCCCCGCCAACUUGGCCCCACUGGCCUGCAGUGAGUGUGGCUGGGCCUUUGCUGACCCCUGUGCCCUGGAGCACCACCGGCAGCUGCACCAGGCCUCCAGGGAGAAGAUUCUCGAAGAAAUCCAGAAGCUGAAGCAGAUCCCAAAUGAUGAGGGCCGGGAGGCACGGCUGCAGUGCUCUAAGUGCGUCUUUGGCACCAGUUCCUCCAAAGCCUUUGUGCAGCAUGCCAAGCUGCACGUGCGAGAGUCACCAGGCCAGGCUGCCAAGGAGCACUUUGGGGGUGGCAGCCCAGGCCCUGACGCCACUGCCCUCGGCUAUCAGCCCUAUGGAGCCUCCUCAGGUCUCAAUGCUUGCAUUUUCUGUGGCUUCCCAGCGCCCAGCGAGAGCCUACUCAGGGAGCAUGUGAGGCUUGUGCACGCUCGUCCCCACUGGGAGGAGGAUGGUGAGGCAUUUGAGGAGAACCCUGCCAGCCAGCCUGGCACCAGCCAGGACGUGUAUGCCCGCUUCUCUGAAGCUGCUGAGGACUACUUUGGCAACGCUGAGCCGUUUUUGGCCCCUACAUGGCGGGAGAACCCUACUGGAUACGACCCCAGCCUGGCCUUUGGCCCAGGCUGCCAGCAGCUGGGCACAAGGGAUUUCCCACUGUCAAAGCCACUACCGCACAGCGUGGGCCAGAGGCCCCUGGGAAGGCCAGCCUUUCCCUCACCACUAGCAUCCACUCCGUAUUCCUUACAGCCCAGUAGAAGCAAAAAUGCUGUCCAUUUGCAGGGGCUCCCAGCCCCACUGGGGGACCAGAGACACCCCUGGAGCGAAGAGGAGGAGGAGGAUAUACAGCUGGCCUCGGAAAUGGACUUUUUCCCUGAGAAUGGAGUCUUUCCACCUCUCGCUGUCCCUGGCCUCAUCCCAGAGCCAGCCCUGGAGCUGAAGCGGACUUUCCGAGAAGCCCUCCGAUCGGCGGCAGCCUCACCAGCACAGCAGCAGCAGCUCCUUGGGAUGGUACCCGUCGUGCUGGUGGCCAAGCUGAGGCCCCAGGUCUUGGCUGCGGCAGCCAGGGCACCUCCGAGGCUGCCGCCCGAGGAGCUGGGGCUGGAGGGCGCCCACCCCUUGGACUUCCUACUCCUCGAUGCACCACUGGGCGGCCCGCUGGGGCUGGACACAAUCCUGGAUGGGGACCCCGCAAUGGCGCUGAAGCACGAGGAGCGGAAGUGCCCCUACUGCCCCGAUCGCUUCCACAACGGCAUCGGCCUGGCAAACCACGUGCGGGGCCACCUGAACCGCGUGGGCGUCAGCUACAAUGUUCGGCAUUUCAUCUCCGCCGAGGAGGUGAAGGCCAUCGAACGCAGGUUCUCCUUCCAGAAGAAGAAGAAAAAAGUGGCUAACUUUGACCCUGGCACCUUCAGCCUGAUGCGCUGUGACUUCUGCGGGGCCGGCUUCGACACCAGGGCUGGCCUCUCUAGCCACGCCCGGGCCCACCUGCGUGACUUUGGCAUCACUAACUGGGAGCUCACCGUCUCACCCAUCAACAUCCUACAGGAGCUGCUGGCCACAUCGGCCGCCGAGAGGCCCCCCAGCCCCCUUGGCCAUGAGCCCGGGGGGAUGCCUGGUGGCUAUCUGACCCCUCGCAGGCCCCGUUUACCUCUCACAGUGCCCUUCCCACCCACCUGGGCUGAGGACCCUGGGCCAGCCUACGGAGAUGGCCUGGGUUCUGAAGAAAACACCAUGGUGGCCAUGGACUUGGGCCCCCCUCUGCUCCCCAGGAAGAGCCUACCUGCUCCCGGGCCCCUGGAGCAGGUGGCCAAUCGGCUGAGCAGCAAAGUGGCUGCAGAGGUUUCUCAUGGCAGCAAGCAAGAGCUGCCGGACCUCAAGGCCCAGAGCCUGACCACCUGCGAGGUCUGCGGUGCCUGCUUUGAGACACGCAAGGGCCUGUCCAGCCAUGCGCGCUCCCACCUGCGGCAGCUGGGUGUGGCCGAGUCUGAGAGCAGCGGUGCCCCCAUCGACCUCCUCUACGAGCUCGUGAAGCAGAAGGGCCUGCCUGACACACCCCUUGGGCUGCCCCCGGGCCUGACUAAGAAGUCCAGCUCCCCGAAGGAGGUGGUCGCUGGGGCCCCCCGACAGAGCCUGCUCACCCUGGCCAAGCCCCUGGACGCCCCUGCUAUCAACAAGGCCAUCAAGUCGCCUCCUGGCUUCUCAGCCAAGGGCCUGGCUCACCCGCCCAGCUCCCCACUCCUCAAGAAGGCACCACUGGCCCUGGCAGGCUCCCCUAUCCCCAAGAAUCCUGAGGACAAGAGCCCCCAGCUGUCCCUGAGCCCCCGGCCGGUCUCCCCAAAGGCACAGUGGCCUCAGUCUGAGGACGAGGGGCCCCUGAACCUCACUUUAGAUAGUGACGGGGGCAGAGAGCUGGACUGCCAGCUGUGCGGUGCCUGGUUUGAGACCCGCAAGGGCCUGUCCAGCCACGCCCGCGCCCACCUGCGCCACCUGGGCGUCAGCGACCCGGAUGCCAAGGGAUCCCCCAUAGACGUGCUCCACGGGCUCAUCAGGAGGGUCGGCAUCCAGAAUCGCCUCCCACCCGGGCGCAGCGUGCUGGCCCAGCUGGGGCGGCCUCCUCCCACCUCCACGGCCCUCUCCUUGCUCCCCCCCCCACCGCCGGCCAAGAAGGCCAAGCUGAAGGCUGCGGGUAUGGCCAGCCCCUGGGGGAAGCAGGACCUCUCGGCCGCCGCAGCCGCUGGCAUUUUCUGGGCCUCUGAUGUGGAGCCGUCUCCUCUCAACCUCUCCUCAGGCCCAGAACCAGCUCGCGAUAUCCGCUGCGAGUUCUGUGGUGAGUUCUUCGAGAACCGAAAGGGUCUUUCCAGCCACGCACGCUCCCACUUGCGGCAGAUGGGUGUGACUGAGUGGUAUGUCAACGGCUCGCCCAUCGACACGCUGCGGGAGAUCCUCAAGAGGCGGACUCAGUCCCGGCCCGGAGGACCCCUCCAUCCACCAGGACCUAGUCCAAAAGCCUUGGCCAAGGUGGUGGGCAGCGGAGGUCUCGGCAGCUCGCUGGAAGCCCGCAGCCCUGCAGACCUUCACCUCUCGCCCCUGGCCAAGAAGUUGCCACCACCACCAGGCAGCCCCCUGGGCCACUCACCAACUGCUUCUCCUCCUCCCACGGCCCGAAAGAUGUUCUCAGGCCUGACUGCACCCUCCCUGACCAAGAAGCUGAAGCCUGAACAAAUGCGUGUGGAGAUCAAGCGUGAGAUGCUGCCAGGGGCCCUUCAUGGGGAGCUACACCCGUCUGAGGGUCCCUGGGUGGCGCCACGGGAAGACAUGGCCCCCCUGAACCUGUCAUCACGGGCAGAGCCAGUGCGUGACAUCCGCUGUGAGUUCUGUGGUGAGUUCUUUGAGAACCGAAAAGGCUUGUCCAGCCACGCACGCUCCCACCUGCGACAGAUGGGUGUGACUGAGUGGUCCGUCAAUGGCUCACCCAUCGACACGCUUCGGGAGAUCCUUAAGAAGAAGUCUAAGCCGUGCCUCAUCAAGAAGGAGCCUCCAGCUGGAGACCUGGCCCCUGCCUUGGUUGAGGAUGGGCCCCCUACAGCGGUUCCUGGGUCUGUGCAGCCCCUCCUGCCGCUGGUGCCAAUGGCUGGCCGGCCAGGCAAACCAGGAGCUGGGCUGGCCCAGGUACCCCGUGAGCUCAACCUGGCACCCAUCACGGGUGCCAAGCCCUCAGCCACCAGCUACCUGGGCUCAGUGGCAGCCAAGCGACCCCUGCAGGAGGAUCGCUUCCUCUCUGCAGAGGUCAAGGCCAAGACCUACAUCCAGACUGAACUGCCCUUCAAGGCAAAGACCCUUCACGAGAAGACCUCCCACUCCUCCACCGAGGCCUGCUGUGAGCUGUGUGGCCUUUACUUCGAAAACCGCAAGGCCCUGGCCAGCCAUGCUCGGGCGCAUCUGCGGCAGUUCGGUGUGACUGAGUGGUGCGUGAAUGGCUCACCCAUUGAGACGCUGAGCGAGUGGAUCAAGCACCGGCCCCAGAAGGUGGGCGCCUACCGCAGCUACAUCCAGGGUGGCCGCCCCUUCACCAAGAAGUUCCGAAAUGCUGGCCAUGGCCGCGAGAGCGACAAGCGGCCACACCUGGGGCUGGCACCUGGGGGCCUGUCCGUGGUGGGCCGCAGUGCUGGGGGUGAGCCAGGGCCAGAGGCUGGCCGGGCAGCCGACGGUGGCGAGCGGCCUUUGGCAGCCAGCCCACCGGGCACUGUGAAAGCCGAGGAGCACCAGCGGCAGAACAUCAACAAAUUUGAGCGCCGACAAGCCCGCCCUGCAGAUACCUCUGCGGCCAGGGGGGGCGAGGAGGCCAAUGACCUGCAGCAGAAGCUGGAGGAGGUGCGGCAACCCCCACCCCGGGUCCGGCCAGUCCCCUCCUUGGUGCCUCGUCCCCCCCAGACAUCACUGGUUAAGUUCGUCGGCAACAUCUAUACCCUCAAGUGCAGGUUCUGUGAGGUGGAAUUCCAGGGACCUCUCUCCAUCCAGGAGGAGUGGGUGCGGCACUUACAGCGGCACAUCCUGGAGAUGAAUUUCUCCAAAGCAGACCCCCCGCCCGAGGAGCCCCAGGCCCCUCCAGCACAGACAGCGGCGGCAGAGGCACCCUAACACAAAAGCAUUCCAGAUCUCUCUCGUGCCACCUCUGUCUCCUACUCCUCCUUGGUCUCCUCCUCUCUCUCUCCCUUCUUUCUUUUCCGUUCCCAAAGGAGCAAGCCAAAACCUCAAACCGGCACCCUUGGGGGCCGGGCACACUACAGCCAGGGCGCCCCUCCCCCAGCUCAAGGACUCUGGGGCCAAACCCAGGGUGUGUUCCUUCAGGCCACACCUACCCAAUCCAGCCAGGGCAGCGGCCAGGUCCCUGGUGGCAGGUGAUCUGGUCAUGGGAGGAAGGCCAGCACUCCCCAGUGUCUAGCAGCCAGGUGGGGCUUUGUUUGCCAUCUGUGGCCAUUUACAAGGACCCCAAAGACCCCCUGUACUGGUUCCCUCUUGCCCCGUGAAUAUCCUCUCACACACGCACAUGCAAACACACACACGCACGCACGCACGCACACACACACACACCUCGUGAGACCCGGGAUCUGCCCCAGCCCCCCAGUUCCCAAGUCAAACGAACACAUCAUGCCACGGUGCUUGCUCAGGGGAAGGUACGCUCCCUCUGCGGGCCCACUGAGGCCUGGGAGCCCCCACUGAGCCCACAAUGCCACGGAAAUCCUUGUUGGCCGCCCCCCCUCCCCCAGAGGGGCCUUCCCAGCUGGGAAGAGCUCAGAGCUGACAGCUGCCUCCUGCCAUGUCCAGGCCCCCCAGAACCUCUGGGGGCUCUGGGCCCUGGAAGGGGUGGGGUGGGACUUUCCUCCCCACUCCUAUCCCCUCCCUCUUUUCACUGUUCCUUUCUAUGUACAGCUCCUUAGACCUUUCACUUUUUUAAAAACGCAUUUUGUGUAGAGAAUAAGGAACGUGGAUCUUUUUAUUUUGCGAUCCUGGGCCAGCUAGAAACUGGGAGCUGAUCAAUCUUUUAACUUUUUUCAGUGGCCACAUUUUGGUUAUCAAUGUACCUAGAAGUAUGUAAAUUAGAUUAAAUUUCUCUUCUGGAAAUACCCCGGGGCAGGCGGCCAGCGUGUGUUUUUCUGUCAAGUGGACAGGCUGGCAUCAGCUGGCACCUGGGGCUGGGAUCAAGCCGCCUCCACCCAGAGUCUCAGGAGGUCCUGGGUUUUCCCUUUGGCCACCAAACCAACUGGACCCAGCUGGGGAUGAGCUCAAGUUCCCAGCUUGUUGGCCCUCAAUGGCAUGGCCGGUGCGGACUCUGGCCAGCUGGUGACGAGGCUCCUAUGUGCAGAGGAGAGGAAACGGCUCUGGGCAGCUGGUCCAGGAAGGGAGCCAGGAGGGAGAAGUGAUUGAGGCCCAAGGGCUCUUGGAGUCAGGAGCUGACCAUCGAGGGUGUGGGGGACACUGGGGGAGGGAGGAGUGCACAGCUGUCAGGACCUCUUGGCUGGGACUGGCCUGCCUUCAAGACAUGCGACCUGUUGGGAGAUACACAUGCACCCUGAACCCCAGUAACAAGGAGAAAGCGAGCUGUUGGCUCCUCUGCAAUGUUAUUUAUUUUCUCACUCUGCAAAUGUUUAUUGAACAUUUCUGAGAUUUUAAGAUAUUUUGUUGGCUGCUCCUUCUUGUUUAUUGCAUGUGGUUUUUCAGCUCAUCGUUUUCACUCAUGGCCAAGGGCUGGAAAGCAGGAAUGACCUCAGGGGGUAUAGACAGAAGAAGCCUCUUCAGCCCCGAACCCUUUUACCCCAGCCCGCACCAUGUACCUGGCUGGGAAAGGGGCAAAGAAGCUAUGGCAGCAUACCCACAGGAGCGGUCUUGUCCUUCAUGCUUGACUUUUCUGCUUGUGGUCAGGACACAUGCCUUGCCUGGUGGAGGAAGGGUUCCACCACUGCUGUCUAUCCCGAGUGUGGGUGGGUGGAUCUGAGGCUUUGGAAACAGGGAGGGUAUCUCGGAUGAGAGCUGACCUAAAGGCACUUUUUAAUUUUUUUACAAAUUAGCUUAAAAAGUACAAAAGUGAUAUAAGCUGAAUAUAAAAAAAGUUCAAAUGAUGGAAGAACUUGCAAAGUAAUAUGGGAAGACCUUUCUCACCCACAGUUGUGGAGGGAUAGCUGUGUGAGUACUUGGAUGGGUCACAUAUAGUUCUUACCACAGAGGGAUCUUUUCCUAAAACUUCUGAGCACAUCCCUUAAGUCAUUUUGACUCACUCUGAGGUAGAGGGUUGAAUUUAUUAACAAAAUCAUCAAGUGAGGAUAAAAUGACGGCUGUGGUAUGUGCUAUGAAGGAGAAGUGUCCAGGGGACUGCUUUGGGGGUCAGGCAGGCAGGUGUUCCUGAGGGUGAUACAAAUAAGCCGAGUCCCAAAGCUGGAAUGCACAUUGAUCAGAGUUUCACAUGCUUUACGUAAGGAGUUUCUUGCCCCACAUGACAGCAAGUUCUGCAGAAGCCCCAUUUGUGUAUGUGUGUGGGAGGAGUUGUUUAAAAUUUUGUGGAGAAUUCCAAACCUACAAUGAGCCCUCAACUACUCAUCGAUUAUUAACUCAUGACUAAUCUCUUCAGUUAUAAACUCUUCACCCCUCCUUCCCCAUCUGGAUUAUGACAGAAAAGUGUACAAGUCAUACUUGUGUAGCUUGAUGGAUUUUCACAAACAUGUUAAGUACCAUUUUAAGUGUCUGCAGCUCUGCCAAGUAAUGUCUUAGCAGCCAUGAGAUGCCUCUGACGCUGGAUUGUACAUAUCCAUUCCGGGUGCUGAGGACAGGGCUGGAACCUGGCUGGGCUACUGCAGGAUCGCUAAAGUCCAGAAGGACCAAGAAGAUUUUAGUGGGUCAUUCCAGCUUUAACACUUAAGCAUCAAGGACUUUGAGCAAGUCAUGAAUUCCAAGUCUCUGUUUUCUUGUCUUUUAAAUGAGAAUUCAAAAAGACAAGGCCUUUGCAGGUGUGAGGAAACAUUCCAGAUAAUAAAUUACAAACAUUUAUUACAUAUAUAAUACAAACAUGUUAUAUAAAUAUAUUUGUUAUUUUUAUGUAACCAUUGAUAACAAACCGUAACAAUUUGUAUACCCAGCACUGGAGUGACUCCUUUAUAUAUACAUAUUUGAAUCUGUGCCCAGCAUCUCGUUUGGCGCUUAGUUGUGAUUUUCGUUCCAAUAUGGCUUUACCGUGCUCAUUUUGGAGCUGAAGGCCAGAGAUGUUAGAAACAGCCCCUGUUGGCACAGCACCCCGGCGGGAGAGCCGCGAUUCCAGCGGUGCCCUUCGCUGUAAACCCAGCUCCCUCUGGCGGGCCUCCCGGUCACAGACCCAACCCCCACCCGGCCGCCCUUGAGCCUCGGGUCUUUCCGUAGCGCAUAGCUCCGCCCCUUCGAACUCUACGGGUUAUUUUUAACCAAUCACCGCAGGCUUGAAAUAACGAAAGGCGGGAGCAGGGCGGGACUCUCAUGAGAUUGGCAACAGCCUCAGCCGUUGGUAUGAGGAAACCCUGAAAUAGACAGUAUCGUGGCCUAAUAGACGUGAAGUCGGAGCCGGGCGUGAGCCAAUGCGGUCGGGAGGCGGGGCUCCGUUAUAUGUAGAAAGAGCCCGGGGGAUUGUCACGGCAAUCUCCGCGUCUGACGUGCGGCGCAUUUGCCGGAGUUUUCAGGCGCAGUGUACGCCGCUGCCAUGAGCUACACAGAUCUUAUUGUGACCUGGAAGACAGUUCUGUGUGGUGAGGGUCAAGCCUGCUGAAGAAACCAGAACACGAGUGAUUAGGUGCCGUGGGGAACUUAAACACGGAGCGUUGACGUUUGUAGACAAGGACACUGAGUUGGAGAGGUCACUAAUGGCCACAUCUGAAUUUUACCUCCCCAUCUCGAGGCUCUGAUUCUGUGUUACGUUUUUCACUUUUAAAAAGCUGACCACUAAAGUCAAAGGCAUUUUAAUCAUAUCCCAGACAACUAUUUUGCCCUUAGGGAGAAGUUCUGGAGGCCUAAGCAAAUGUAAACCUCUUACUUACAGAAUGUGAUUAAAAUAAUUUAUCUUUCUGAUA